Molecule: messenger RNA, 2236 nt
Organism: Dermacentor andersoni
Lineage: Eukaryota; Metazoa; Arthropoda; Arachnida; Ixodida; Ixodidae
Source: RefSeq, a predicted model, not a curated record
AUGUGGCCCAAACAACAACAAUUACUGCAGGAAAUUUCGUCUGAACUUGAGUCGACAGCCAUAUUGGUCACGGCCGGUGAAACCAAUCAGCCGACAGAAGCCAUAGAAGAAAGGGUCACAUCAUCUGAGGUCAUCACUGCAGUAGAGUUGAUCACGUUCACAGAGGACUUGAGCGGCACGACAAAGCGCCGCGUACCGAUCACUCCCCUGCCCCUAGUGACAAUUAACGAGGGGUCAGACACGCUCUCUAGUGAAAGCGCAUCUCCGGAAGCAAGCUCGCUGGAAUACACUGUGGACACGGGCUCUGACGUUCCCAGCUCACCAGACACAGCGAUGGAUACCACCACUUCCGAAAGCGAGAGCACAAUGGCGAGCGUAACGCAAUCUACUGGGGAUGGGAAGUCGACGCUCCCAACAAGGCCACCGUUGCAAGGGGAAGUAUUCUGCAACACUUCGUUCUGUGAAGCGGAAGGGCGAUUUCUCUCGGGAACGCUGAAAGGACGAACCAUCGACCCUUGCGACAACUUUCACGCUUACGUGUGCGAGGACUGGAGCCGGGCGUCACCGGAUGCAUCGGCCGCGUAUGCCGACGCUGCCGAUGCUCUCACUGGAGCCACCGAGGAGACUGCCAAGCGCAUACUCAGCGGUGGUCAAGCGGCAGACCUGUCACCACUCUGGAAGGUGUGGGCCUCGUGCAACCAGGACGCCUCGGCCACUGACGCCAAGCUUGUCGAGGUGCUGUCUGCUCUAGGUGUGGACUUGUCGGACGUCCAGAAGGCCUCUUCCGAGGAGGCGCUGCGAGCUGCCGGCAGCGUCCAGUUCAAGCUGGGCAUUGCGCCGCUUGCCUUUGUCUCGCUCGAUUCAUAUCAGGCCAAGGGCUACUCGAAAAUACUGGCGCUGGAAGAGGGCGAUGCCCUAAUGAGUCCCCAAGACGCCGUUAGCGGCGAUCGAGUGUCGUCCACCUCGGAUCUAGCAUGCGCCUAUCUGCAGGCUGUGGCACCCGAUGAUCAGCGUGGCAAGGACUUGUGCGACUCAAUCGCCAAUGUGGCGGUACAGCUUGCCAAGGUUUCGCUGUUAGACAGGCCUUCCCAAGAGCGGAUGACGAACUACAGCCUGGAAACCUGGGACACAGUCGCCGUGCUUCAACCGCUCUUCCAAGCCAUGAAUGGAUCAGGCAGCUACAUUGGUGACAACCAACCAGUUCUGCUCAAGAACCAGGAGCUACUCACUGUCAUCAAAACUCUUAUAAAGACUAUGCCCGAGCACGUGUACCGGUACGUCGGCUUCCACGCAACCGCCUACCUGUCCCCGUUCCUGCAAUCCAAGGAGGCGUUGUGGGAGCUGGCGCUCUACGCGGCGGCGCGACAGAUGCCGCGCCGCAAGAUGAAGUCGCCCCAGCAGGCGACGGGCCGAGUGCUAGACGAGGCGACCUUAGAGGCUGUGGUCGGUCGUGUGCCCCCGCGCAAGUGGCGACUCUGCCUGCACAUCGUGGACCGGUUGCUUCCUGGCAUUCUGGUGGUGGCCUUCGCCCGUGCCACCAAUGACACGGCAAUCUUCAUGGAGCUCAUGGCUGACGUCAUUGCGGAGGAAUUGCGGAGCACAUUCAUUGACCAGGUAGGAAGAAUGACCUACUUCGACAAUUGGACCAGGCAGAUGUUUAGGUGGAAGGCAAGGUCAAUCAACCUGUAUUCCUUGUUUCCCCUGCGGCAGUUCUUUCACCAGACAGUUAUCGACUACGCGAAGCAGAUGCAGACAAAAUUGCAAAACGUGAAUUCUUCGCUGGACAUUUUCCUGAAAGCGAGCGCCUUCGUCGGGUCUGCGUGGAGCGACCCAAAGCAGAACAUCCUGGAAGACCAGAGACACGCAUCGACUCUGUUUAACACCGAUUGCCUCCACUGGCCUCAGCACGAAACUGUCGUGAUUCCCAUGGGAAUGUUCAAUCACUCCAUUCCGACUUCACCCCGAGAAAGGAUGUUCCACGUUCCCGCCAUUGGCCACCGCCUCGCUGUUUGUUUGUUUCGUGAAACAUUUCCCGGUACGAGAUACGCCUUCCAGCAAAUUCCUGUACUGCUUUUCAAGUCAACAACUACAAAACUAAACAUGCGUAAAGUUGUAUAGAAAAGUGAUUGAAAUCAUACCAAUAAGUAAAUACCCAAUAGUGAGCCCAUUGCCGAUACCCGUAUCCCAGGACCGCGUACUGCAUCUCUUACCCGCUAUGAGUGGAGAGGGCAACAAA